UAUCCAUACUAAACCUCCAUUGCCUUCGUCUUCUUCCUCAGUCGCCAACAAUGGCCUUGCCUAUGUCUGGCACGCGCCACCUCACGCGCUCCCUCCUGUCCAGUGCUACCUUAGUUGCUCCUCCUCGGACUCCUCACUCUGUCCACUGCAGUGGAUUAGGUUCCGGUCACGGUGGUGUUGAAACUCGGUUAGCUUGCUCGACCCGGUUUGUCUCAAACCGAUGCCGAGCUAACCGGUCAGGCUCCGCUUACUCUCCGCUUAAUUCCGGCUCCAACUUCAGUGAUCGGCCUCCGACGGAGAUGGCGCCUUUGUUUCCUGGAUGCGAUUACGAGCACUGGCUCAUUGUUAUGGAUAAACCUGGUGGCGAGAACGCCACGAAGCAGCAGAUGAUUGAUUGUUACAUCCAAACACUAGCCAAAGUCGUUGGAAGCGAGGAAGAGGCAAAGAAGCGAAUCUACAAUGUUUCGUGCGAGAGGUAUUUAGGGUUUGGCUGUGAGAUUGAUGAAGAGACAUCGACUAAGCUUGAAGGUUUGCCCGGUGUCCUGUUUGUGCUUCCAGAUUCUUAUGUUGAUCCUGAAUACAAAGAUUAUGGAGCUGAGCUGUUUGUUAAUGGAGAGAUAGUCCAACGAUCACCAGAGAGGCAGAGGCGAGUUGAGCCGCAGCCACAGAGAGCCCAAGAUAGACCAAGAUACAAUGACAGAACUCGCUACUCUCGCCGCAGAGAAAACACACGUUGAGCUGCGACUGAAGAAGUUAUACAUUCACCGUAUCGAAUCAAAGGAAAGGCUAGUAUUAUAGUGAUGAUAAUGUAUGUCAUGAUGAUGAUGAUGAUGAUGAUGAUGCCAGGCGAAGGGUCUUUGUUCACAGUCCUUUGCAGUUAAUCGACCAACUUUGGAUGUUGAAAUGCUAAAUUUUGAUUAUAUGUAACAUUUUAAUACUGUAAAUUUUCAAUUGUUUUAGGAAACACACUGUGUGCUUUAGUUGUUAAAGUUCGUUUUCCUUAGAGAAAAUAUUUGAAUUC
Messenger RNA from Eutrema salsugineum, 1021 nucleotides. Its product is annotated as multiple organellar RNA editing factor 2, chloroplastic. The transcript is spliced from 4 exons. NCBI's taxonomy places the organism in Eukaryota, Viridiplantae, Streptophyta, Magnoliopsida, Brassicales, Brassicaceae. Gene Ontology annotation, cellular component: mitochondrion. The record is from RefSeq and is a predicted model, not a curated record. Gene Ontology annotation, biological process: cytidine to uridine editing; mitochondrial mRNA modification. The coding region runs from base 51 to 737 and encodes 228 amino acids.